AUGCCUGCGAGCAUGCGUCGGUUCGCCCCGAACAGGACGACCCGCUACGUCCUGCUCGUGGCAUUUCUCAUCACCACAUUUUACCUAUCUUUCAGCCUAACACAGAAGAUCUACAGCCGCGAGAGCUCAACACUCGCUUCCAAAACCGAUGCAGCGGUGGUCAUGUCGCCUCCGCCCUCCGUUCUGCCCAUCUUCUUCGAAACACGCGCAACUUCCGAGAGCAUCUCUGUAGCCAGUAGUACAUCAAGCAUUUCCUCAGACGUCCUGAGCGCCAGCUCCUCCAGCUUGCCCUCCUCUUCCUUCUCCAGCUCGAGUUAUCUUUCAAGUCCAAGUCCAAGUCCAAGUCCCACCCCGACUCCAAUCCCCGUCGAAGAGCCAGCCCCAGAAGCCCCCCGGCGCGCCAACGCGACGCUACUGAUGCUCUCGCGCAACAGCGAGCUCGACAAGGCGGCGGCGAGCGUGCGUGAGCUCGAGGACAAGUUCAACCGCCAGUUCGCGUACCCGUGGGUCUUCCUCAACGAGGUGCCCUUCUCGGACCAGUUCAUCGCGCGUAUGACGGAGCUCGCGUCGGGCCCGGUGUACUUCGGCCAGAUCCCCCCGCAUCACUGGUACCAGCCCGCGGAGAUCGACGAGAACAGGGCGGAGACGGGACGGAACGAGAUGGUCGAGGAGGACAUCAUCUACGGAGGCAGCGUGUCAUAUCGGAACAUGUGCCGGUUCAACUCUGGUUUCUUUUACCGCCAUCCGCUCUUGCAACAGUUCCGGUGGUACUGGCGCGUCGAGCCGGACGUGCACUUCCACUGCGUGACGGACGAGGAUCCGUUCCUGUACAUGGAAGAUAACGAUAAGCACUACGGGUUCACGAUCUCCCUGCUCGAGUUCGAGAAAACGAUCGAGACACUGUGGGAGACAACGAAAGAGUUCAUCGCGGAGAACCCGCAGUACGUCGCACCGAACAAUUCGAUGGCGUUCCUUUCCAACGACGGCGGGGAGACGUAUAACCUCUGCCACUUCUGGAGCAACUUCGAGAUCGCGGACAUGGACUUUUGGCGGGGCGAGGCGUAUGAGAAGUAUUUCCGCUACCUCGACUCGAAGGGCGGGUUUUACUACGAGCGCUGGGGCGACGCGCCCGUGCACAGCAUCGCGGCGUCGCUCUUCCUGCGCAAGGACCAGAUCCACUUCUUCGACGAGAUCGGGUACGAGCACCACCCGUUCACCCACUGCCCGCACGGGCCCGGCCUGCACAGGAAGAAGCGCUGCACGUGUCGCGGCUGGCGGAGCUUCGACUAUCAGGGAUACUCGUGCCUGAAGCAGUGGGAGCGAAUACACCCGUGA
Molecule: messenger RNA, 1335 nt
Organism: Sparassis crispa
Lineage: Eukaryota; Fungi; Basidiomycota; Agaricomycetes; Polyporales; Sparassidaceae
Product: Glycolipid 2-alpha-mannosyltransferase 2
Exons: 12
Coding region: 1-1335 (444 amino acids)
Biological process (GO): protein N-linked glycosylation; cell wall mannoprotein biosynthetic process
Cellular component (GO): membrane; Golgi apparatus
Molecular function (GO): alpha-1,2-mannosyltransferase activity
Source: RefSeq, a predicted model, not a curated record